AUGUACUUCUUCUUAUUCAAUUUGGCCAUGAUUGACCUUGGAAUAAUGUCAGUAAUAGUACCAAAAUCUAUGGAUAUGUCUCUGAAGAAUGACAUAUCUAUUUCUUAUUCUGGCUGUGUUGCUCAAGUUUUCUUUUAUUACUUUUUUGGGUCAUUGGAUCUAGUUGUGCUAACUAUAAUGGCGCAUGAUCGGUAUGAGGCAAUUUGUCACCCACUUCAGUAUGAGAGAAUUAUGCACAAGGGAGCCUGCCUUCAGAUGAUAGCUAUUGGGUACAUGGUCAGUCUUUUGUAUGCCACCAUACAUACUAGUGGCACAUUUGCCAACACCUUCUGUUCUAAUAUUGUCAACCAGUUUUUUUGUGAUAUCUCACAGUUAUUAAAACUCUCUUGCUCUCGUAUUUAUCUAGUAGAAGUUGGAUUUAUUGUUAUAAGUUUUGGUAUGGCAGUAGGAUGCUUUAUCUUUAUCACUGUAACAUACAGUCAAGUCUUUGCUACAGUGUUCAGAAUACCCUCUGUUCAUGGUCAGAAAAAAGCCCUUUCCACUUGCCUUCCCCACCUGACUGUUGUCUCCUUAUUGAUAUUCAGUUGUCUCUUUGCCUAUGCAAAACCUCCCACUGGUACAUCAUCUCAUCUAGAUAUAGCUUUUGCUGUGGUAUAUACUAUAAUUCCUCCCAUGCUGAAUCCAUUCAUCUAUAGCAUGAGAAACAAAGAGAUCAAGAGUGCUCUGUGGAAACUGUUCAACUUUACAAUUAUCUGUAAAAUAUUUUUUUAA
Molecule: messenger RNA, 771 nt
Organism: Sceloporus undulatus (fence lizard)
Lineage: Eukaryota; Metazoa; Chordata; Lepidosauria; Squamata; Phrynosomatidae
Product: olfactory receptor 14I1-like
Exons: 1
Coding region: 1-771 (256 amino acids)
Biological process (GO): G protein-coupled receptor signaling pathway
Cellular component (GO): membrane
Molecular function (GO): odorant binding; olfactory receptor activity; G protein-coupled receptor activity
Source: RefSeq, a predicted model, not a curated record